CUUGCAAUGCAUUGACUCAACAACUGCUGUCUCCAUCUGGUGGUGGGAAAUGUGUCCUGUUCUAACAGGAAGUGACGCAAUGAAAGGAUGAGGAAACGGGAGACAUUUGAAAGUAUUUACGCAAACGAAAUUAAUUUAGGUUCGUUUAAUGAUGGCAGCCUCAUUACCUCAGAAGCCAGGGAUGGCUGGGAUACCCCCCCAGCAGCAGCCUCACCUGCCCCCCAGUGCUGCCUCAGCCCCAGGUCAGCAGCCCCCUCAGGGAGCCCUGAGGGAGAUCUCACCAGUGUUCCUCUGUCGGAUUGGACAGGAGACCGUCCAGGACAUUGUCACUCGCACCAUGGAGAUCUUCCAGAUCACAAGAGCUACACAGCUUCCUAAUGGUGUGACGCAGAGCCAGGCCAUGUAUCAGGACCGCUUCGGGAAGCUCCAGGAACACCUGCGGCAGCUCGCCCUUCUGUUCAGAAAGCUCCGGCUCCUGUACGAACGCUGUGUGGAGAUGACCUCUGACCUGCAGGAGGGGCCAGCAGAGCUUGUGCCUUAUGUUGGGGAGGAGCUGGUUUCCAUCAAGGUGGAGCCCAGCGGUCCUGCUGUCAGCCAGGAAAGAAAAGAGGUUCUGGAGAAGGUACGCCAGAAGAACCAGGAGAUGAAGGUUCUGAUGGAUCAGAUGAGGAACCUGCUGUGGGAUGUCAACGCCAUGUUGACGCUCAGGAAAUGAUAGUUCCACUUGAUCCCUUCUGGUCUGAAGAGAUGCAUUCUUCCACAGGAGUUACGGCUGCAUAUUGGAAAAGACCAGGUGAAAUAAGAGAAUUUGUGUUGGAUUCUGAAUACGGGACUGUCCACUUUGGUACACCUCCUUCGUGGUGUUGUCACUGAAACUCACAAUUCACUGAAGAACCACGCUGUUUAUUACGUAUUAUAUUGAAUUUGUUGAGGGGCAAACUAUUAAUGCUAUAGGAACAAUGAUACACUCCAGCUUCAGGAAUUAUUCUUUUUUAUACAAGGCAGCUGACAACCCACUGGUUGUUUCCCAAGCGCUCUACAACUGUUAUUUUGUCACUCUGUAUUUUUGCAAAUAAGAUAUGGACUCCUGCUUUCACGCUAAAUAAUGAGUUGUAACCUGUAGUGCCUCAGGUUAAAACAAAAAGAAAGGUUUUCUUAAAACACUGUAUUCAUGGUGUCUUGCCUCCGGGUGCUGAGUUGACACCAGGCAGACUUGAAUUCAUUGCAGGUAAUUUUUCCAGAAGGCACAGAAGCUGAUCUUAUGACUGUGUUUACAAAAGGAACAGUUGCCCUUAUUAUGCUCUGUCAGUUGUAAAAACACUAUCUGUUCAGAAUUCAAAUUAGCCCCUUGGCAGCUAUGUAUCUCAGGUGUUUUGUACAGAAGUAAGUGUGUGUGUGUGUGUGUGUGUGUGUGUGUGAAAUGUACUUAAUGAGAUUAGCUUCCUGAGUGCUUGAAAGCACACCUGUUUACCCUGAGGGGGCUGAGACUUGCUUGCCUGUGAAUUUAUUUUUGUAAACUGGGGGACAAAAGGUAGGCCCACUGGGUCAUUUCUGUUUUGUAUGGAAUAAACCUUUUUUUUUUAAUUUAA
This is a messenger RNA of Scatophagus argus, 1589 nucleotides long. RefSeq names its product Mediator of RNA polymerase II transcription subunit 30-like. The coding region runs from base 149 to 715 and encodes 188 amino acids. NCBI's taxonomy places the organism in Eukaryota, Metazoa, Chordata, Actinopteri, Scatophagidae. Gene Ontology annotation, biological process: positive regulation of DNA-templated transcription. Gene Ontology annotation, cellular component: mediator complex. The record is from RefSeq and is a predicted model, not a curated record. The transcript is spliced from 6 exons. Gene Ontology annotation, molecular function: transcription coregulator activity.